Molecule: messenger RNA, 585 nt
Organism: Cladocopium goreaui
Lineage: Eukaryota; Dinophyceae; Suessiales; Symbiodiniaceae
Source: the annotation of a GenBank genome assembly
GGGAACUCUCAGAUUUUGACCCCAGCGCCGUGAGCUGUGCUGAGUAGGAGCCAUGCCCACUCCCGCGGACAAGAGGAAGAUUGUGAAGAAGCGCACCAAGAAGUUCACGCGGUUCCAGGCGGAUCGCUUCAAGCGCAUGAACCCCGCCUGGCGCAAGCCCCGCGGCAUCGAUGGCCGCGUGCGACGUCGCUUCAAGGGAUCCACCCUCUGCCCAAAGAUCGGCUACGGCUCCGACAAGAAGACGCGAUUUCGUUUGAAGAACGGCUUCUACAAGUUCGUUGUGCGCUGCCCCGCAGAUUUAGAGAUGCUUCUGAUGCACAACGAGAAAUACGCCAUUGAGGUGGCGCACAACGUGGGCGCCAAGAAGCGCAAGGAGAUCGUGGAGAGGGCCGACCAGCUGCGGCUGUAUGUCACGAACCGCAAUGCACGUCUUCGAACUGAGGAACAAGACUAAUCUGCCAACAUGGCUGGGAUCUCCAGAAAUGGCGUCGAAGACGGUCGAAGGGGCGAAAAAGUCUUCUUUCGGCACAGGGGCUGCACUUGGCGACGUCCCUGAAUUUUGCGUCGAAGCUGCGUAGGAUCGAU